Molecule: messenger RNA, 1344 nt
Organism: Rhinolophus ferrumequinum (greater horseshoe bat)
Lineage: Eukaryota; Metazoa; Chordata; Mammalia; Chiroptera; Rhinolophidae
Gene: MYOG
Product: myogenin
Exons: 3
Coding region: 1-753 (250 amino acids)
Biological process (GO): muscle organ development; positive regulation of transcription by RNA polymerase II; positive regulation of myoblast differentiation
Molecular function (GO): RNA polymerase II cis-regulatory region sequence-specific DNA binding; protein dimerization activity; DNA-binding transcription factor activity, RNA polymerase II-specific
Source: RefSeq, a predicted model, not a curated record
AUGGCACCUAACAGUUGGCGUGAGGGGCUGCAGGAGCUCGGGGGCUGGUGGCAGGAACAAGCCUCUUCCGACCCCAUGGAGCUGUACGAGACACCCCCCUACUUCUACCAGGAACCCCACUUCUACGACGGGGAAAACUACCUGCCCAUCCACCUCCAGGGCUUUGAGCCGCCGUGCUAUGAGCGGACUGAGCUCAGCCUGAGCCCUGAGGCUCGAGGGCCCCUCGAAGACAAGGGUCUGGGGACCCCGGAUCACUGCCCGGGCCAGUGCCUGCCGUGGGCGUGUAAGGUGUGUAAGAGGAAGUCGGUGUCCGUGGACCGGCGGCGGGCGGCCACGCUGAGGGAGAAGCGCAGGCUCAAGAAGGUGAACGAGGCCUUUGAGGCUCUGAAGAGAAGCACCCUCCUGAACCCCAACCAGCGGCUGCCCAAGGUGGAGAUCCUGCGUGGCGCCAUCCAGUACAUCGAGCGCCUGCAGGCCCUGCUCAGCUCCCUCAGCCAGGAGGAGCGUGAGCUGCGCUACCACCGGGGAGGCGGCGGGCCCCCACCAGGGGUGCCCAGUGAAUGCAGCUCCCACAGCGCCUCCUGCAGUCCAGAGUGGGGCAGCACACUGGAGUUCGGCCCCAACGCAGGUGACCACCUGCUCACAGCUGACCCCACAGACGCUCACAGCCUGCACUCCCUCACCUCCAUUGUGGAUGGCAUCACGGUGGAGGACGUCUCUGUGGCCUUCCCAGACGAAACCAUGCCCAACUGAGAUUGUCUGCCAGGCCGGGCAUCCGGGAGGGCCCCCCAGCUGGCCACAGAUGCCACCACGUGGGCAGCAGGAGCCUCCUUAGCCCGGCUGUCCUGAUGCCAGGAAGCCAGCCGUGGGGCUGCCAAAUGCCAGCCUUCCCCCUCAUCUACAGAAGGUUCACCCUCCGCCCAGAGAGGGAACGGACGUUCUCACUUAGCUGACUCCACAGAGCACCGGCACCCCAUUUCCAGGAAGCUAAGGCAGGGGACCAGAGCGCCCCUCGUGUACGCCCCUGGCCGGGGGCCAACUCAGGACCUGCGCGCUGAUCACAGCACAGCCCCCAGCUCCACUCCCCCAGGAUCUCAGAGACGACGUCAGUGUCCUGCCCUGGACGAGUUGUGCACACCUCCUGUCCCCAUCUCUUCCUGAUGCCAGUGGCUGGGCUGGGCCUGCCCUCAAGUGAGAGAGAAGAAAGGGACAAUCCCCUGUUCCCAAGUCCCUGGGGGCCAAGCUUCUGCAGUGACUACUGGGAAGCUUCCCGUGCUUUCAUGUUCUGUUUUGUUUUGUGUGUUGUUUGUAAAGCUGCCAUCUGACCAAGGUGUCCUGUUCGAA